Chaetura pelagica (chimney swift) is the source of this 4098-nucleotide messenger RNA. It is a transcript of the gene SHOC1, whose product is annotated as chromosome unknown open reading frame, human C9orf84. The record is from RefSeq and is a predicted model, not a curated record. Gene Ontology annotation, biological process: resolution of meiotic recombination intermediates. NCBI's taxonomy places the organism in Eukaryota, Metazoa, Chordata, Aves, Apodiformes, Apodidae. The transcript has 26 exons. The coding region runs from base 1 to 4098 and encodes 1365 amino acids. Gene Ontology annotation, molecular function: single-stranded DNA binding; ATP hydrolysis activity. Gene Ontology annotation, cellular component: condensed nuclear chromosome.
AUGGGGUUCCUUGUAAAUAAUGAAUUAAUAGAAAUUGUUCCAAGUUCAAAUCCCUGCUCUCAGACUGACUUAGAAGAAGGCCCUUUUUUGAUUACAAAGAAUGCUUUUGAGGAAGAAUACAUCCAAGAAAAAUAUUUGAAGAUUGAUUUGGCCCCUGAAUUUAAAGAGCAGUGGCAAGAUUUAUAUAUAGAAGAGGAAAUAAUUUUUAUUGAUCAUCUUGAAAAUUUUCGUAAAAAGCUGCCCACUUCAUCUGUAUUUUUGAGCAGACUACAGUUUUUUUUAGUGAAAGAUCCACUUUUAGAUUCUGAAGGACAGAGUUUAAGAGAAGAGAACACCUUCAGGGAAUGUUUGAAUUUACAGAACGGAAUGGAGAUGCAAGAGAGUAAAAAAGAAAUGUGGGAGAUUAAAGAGAACUUCUGUACUAUAUCUGUAAAAGAUGAAGAGUAUUUCAUGUUGCCUAUUGAGUUAGAAUUCUGCAAACCCAGUAAAGACAGAUCAGAUUCUGUUAAGAUUCCAUCAUACUUGGAACUGAAAGAGUUGUUACAUUUAGCUCCAGAAACUAUGGCUGAUGAAGACAUGUGCAAAAAGCUGAUCAGAGAAGAUCUCAAAGCUGAAAUUACGUACAAAAUAGAAAUUUCCAAGUACUGUCCCAUGCCACAAGAGGUUUGCUUCAGUAAUAGCGGAAGUGCGUUGGAAUUCUGUGAGUCAGCUAAAUAUAUUCCCUAUGUGAAAGACGAAAUGGAAGUACCUUUAACUCCUCCGUACAGAAAACAAAGAUCAUGGGUUAAUUUUCUGGGCACAGAACUUCAAGAAGAGCCUAUUCAUCUUUCUACUAACAGUAUUUUGAUUACAGAGCCCUCUAGGAAACACUUAGAAUCUUUGGUGUGGCAAUCAGAGAAGUAUCAGGAUAAUAUGAACUCUCUUUUGCUUGUCGAGCAUCAGACUGUUAAGCUUGCAUAUCAGCAUCAUUCCCUUACAGAGCUGAAGGAAAUGCUACCAGUUGUGGUAGAAGCACCAAUGCUUAGCUCACCGGAGGAGGAGGGCUGGUGGCUUCAUUUGGGAUUAAAUCCAGUCUCCAUAGAGAUUUUGGAGCAAUUAAAUGUGGAUGCCAGUAACGCAAACAAUUUGCUUCCUACAGAAGUAGAAACAUUCCCAAAAUUUACAUCAGAUCAGUUAGAAAAUUGGCUUGAAGAGAAUAAUUCCAUAACAAACCAGGAGCUGCUUUCUGCUGAAAGACAUCAGCUGGAGAAAGUAAUUAAUCUUGACACAUCACCACAUACUCAAAGGCAUCACUUUGCCCUGCAAAUGAGAGCUCCACCAUCUGCCAAAAUUCACAGUGUAAAUAGAUCUGUAGAAGAGCCUACUGGAGGAAGUAUUAAAAAAAAUAAGGUGGAAGAGGCAAUUUAUUUUUUAAACCAAGAAAAGAAAAUCCCCAAAUCAUCUGAAUCUGUCAGCUGUGAAGAUGUAUCAGUUAAACAAGAUGACUCAACAAGCUAUCAAAAGCCUGCAUCUUUUGCACUUGCUACAAAAUGGUACGAUGAUUCUGAUCUGAGCAACUUUAUCAUGCUGAGAUCUAAACAUAUACUCACCCAAGGAGAGGGGAAAUGUUAUGUAGAUAGUCCUGAAAAAGUGCUACAAUCUGAAGAACAGCAUAUGCAUAUUCACAAAGAGGACAGUUCUGUUUGUGAGACUGUAAGAACAGAGGAAAAAGAACAAGAGAAUGAGGGCAGUGUCACAGUUGAUGUUCAAGCAUCAGAAAGCCAAUGGCAGGCAUACUGCCUCUUGGAAGAAGGAGCCACACCUGUUCUAAAAGAUUUGACACAUCUGGGUGUACUUGCUUCUGUAAAUUGGAGCUUUGACAGCAUUAAAUUUGAUGAUACAAGAUUUUUCUUAAAGCAGCAAGAGAAAGUAAUAUGCAAUCAUUUCAAUGAAGGUACAAUAGAUGAGAAGGAGAUCAUGCUGUUCAGACAUGCUGCUCUGGUGCACCUGCUAGUGACAGUUCGAGAUCUUCUUUUAACAUGUGGCUUGGACACAGCAGUAGGUUACUUGUCAAAGGCAAAGGAUAUCUAUAAAAACAUCUUAGAAUCCUGUUUGAAUAACAUCUGGAGGCGGCUGAAGAUUGUACAGUACAGCAGCCAGAAAAAGAAUGAAACAAAUCCCAGAAUAACAGAGCUUCAGUGUCAAAUGUUAAAUUGGGUGCAGAGUCAUGGAAAGGAACACAGUGUUAAGAUACUAGUCAUAACAAGAAUGGACUCUGAAAGAGAAAAAGCAGCCCUCAUUCACACUUUAUCUGGAUUAGAAGGUUUAAAAGCUGCGGAUUUGAAUUCUGACAACAAAGGAACCGUUUUAGGUUGUAAAGAUAUCAUAAUCAAUAGGUAUUCGUGUGUUAUUGUACAUAAUCAGCAAAUUGGAGCUGACUUCCCUUGGACACACUUCUCAUUAGUAAUAGAAUAUGAUUAUUCUGAAAACUCUUGCUGGAAGUGUUUGUGUAGAAAGCUGAAUGUUGCUUACAUGACUUUUAAAACCACCCUCCCUGAAACUAUAUACAUGGGGAAUAAGUAUGGUUCCUUUCUUCUGGAAGUACAAAUUCCAUAUGUAUUUCUGACUACUGAAGGUCUUCUUAAUAUGCCAAAUAUUCUUCAGCUUUUGGAAUCCAAGUACAGUAUUACCUUUGUUGAAAGAGACAGCAGUUACUCCUUAAGCCUCUUUGGAAGUGCAAAUCGAUAUGUUGUGUUGACAGUAGAUGAAUGCACUGCUAUCUUUUUGCAGAGUAUGGAAGAGCUAAAUUAUGAGAAAUCCUGUGAUGACAUAAUAUCAAAGCUGAUGGCAUUAUCGCUCCAGUAUACGUGCUGUUGGAUUGUUUUCUAUUCCAGAGAAAGACUGAAUUUAGAAUACAGUCUCAAGGGAGAUACUCUGCUUAACCUUGUGUUAAUUUAUGCCACUCUAAUUGAACUUACACAGAAGUCAGAUGACUUUGAAGUAAAGGUAGUUCUUGUGCCAGGGAUUGAAGAGACAGCACUGGUAAUCCGUCAGAUUACUGACAACAUUUUGAUAGCAUCUAAUUCCAGUCCUCAUGAAUGGCUGGACAAAUCCUGGCUUUCUGUCUUGCCAUCUGAGACAGAGAAAUGCCUACUUGCUUUUCCAUGUAUCAACCCUCUGGUUGCUCAAUUUAUGUUAAAGAAGGGAUUUUCGGUGGACAGGUUGUUUCUUGCAAGCUUUGAUCAACUUCAGGAACUUCUGCCAGAGGUUCCAAAAAAAGUUUUAAAGCAUUUUAGUGAAAUAACGUCAUCAUACAACCUAAAUGCUGCUGCUCCACUAGAAACAGCCGUGAAAGGUGCAUUACCUCCAGAAAACAGGAAUAAUUUCAACACAUUCUGUGCAGAUUAUAAACAAAAUCAUCAGUCUUUACAGCUGCUUGAUAAGGCACAAAACAGCACAGGACUAUCUCAUAAGAAUUCUGAAGCCACAGUUCCUCCACUGAAUCAUCAUCAGGAUUUUCUUGACUCUGAUCUUCCAAGCUAUAUGCAAAAGAAAUCAUGCUCUUCUGAAAUAAUUACAAGGAAGAAGGAGAAUUUGUUUUCUGUGCCAAAGGACUGUAAAUGUUCUGCUCAAAUAGAUGUUACGAAUUCUCUUCAUGUUCAAAGGCAGCCUUUCAGGAUGCAAUACAGCUCUGAUCACUCUCCCAAAAACUCUGAAAAAGGAGAUUUCUUUGCAACUUUCAGUGAAUAUGCACCUCAGGAGGGCACUAAGAGUUUUCUAGAGGAAUUUGGACAUGCAGCAUUUAAGAGACCAGAAAUUCUGAUUGAUGAGACCCCAGGGAAUGACCCUUUAUCCACAGGCCCAUUUGGUUCAUUUGCAUCUGAUGGUCUUCUCUCUGAUUUCUUUGUCAACCCAGAGGAGCUUCAAAGUCUGACUUUUCACCAGAUAGGUAGAAAAUCUAAAGGAAAGAUAAAACAAAGUCCACAAUUCUUAUGGACAAAAGAAAAAUACAGAACAGACUCAGGUUUUGCAGAAGUGUCAGAAUUCAAAAAAAGGAGACUGUCAUAUGAAAGAGUCCCUGGAAGAAGGGAUGGACAAACACGUCUUAAAUUCUUCUGA